Messenger RNA from Sclerotinia borealis F-4128, 492 nucleotides. NCBI's taxonomy places the organism in Eukaryota, Fungi, Ascomycota, Leotiomycetes, Helotiales, Sclerotiniaceae. The record is from the annotation of a GenBank genome assembly.
AUGCCAAUGAAACUAGAAGGAAGUUGCCAAUGCGGCCUCGUGGAAUUCUCCCUAGAAUCCCAUACUCCCGCUCCAUAUCAAAUUUGUGCAUGUUCCAUCUGUCGUAAAUGUGGCGGAUAUGGGGGGUGUGUCAAUCUCGGUGGUAUCGCCUCUACUCUCCAAAUUACCAAGGGAGAGAAAUAUAUCAAAAAAUACACCGCGAUCUCUGACCGGGGCAAACCGACCGCCAAGCAAUGCACUUCUGAACGUAACUUUUGCAGCGAAUGUGCAUCGAUGCUCUGGCUAUGGGAUAAAACAUGGCCGGAAUUAAUUCAUCCGUUUGCGAGUGCGAUUGAUACGGAAUUACCGGUAGUGGAGGAAAUGGUUUGUGUGAAGGGGGAUAGUAAGCCGGAAUAUGUGAGGUGGCCUGAGGGGAAGAAGAAGGUGUAUGAGGGGUAUGGGGAGUUCAGUAUUGAGGACUGGCAUAAAGAAAAUGGGGUGUGGGUUGAGUGA